Eublepharis macularius is the source of this 1271-nucleotide messenger RNA. Its product is annotated as caveolin-2-like. Gene Ontology annotation, cellular component: caveola. The record is from RefSeq and is a predicted model, not a curated record. The coding region runs from base 188 to 679 and encodes 163 amino acids. The transcript has 3 exons. Gene Ontology annotation, biological process: caveola assembly. Lineage: Eukaryota; Metazoa; Chordata; Lepidosauria; Squamata; Eublepharidae. Gene Ontology annotation, molecular function: molecular adaptor activity.
CAGGCCGGGCAAAAGGAGUCUCAAUAGAUAGAUAACCGCCAACGAGACAGUUCCUGUAUAUGGGACAAGGACAAAAUAUUGGGGACAGAAUUCUAAAGAGCAGUUUCAGAGCUUUUGGGGGGCUCUUCCUUCUGAGAAAGCUUCUGGCCCCGCAGUGCAGACCCUAAACCCACUCCCACCCUGCAAGAUGAUCAAUGAUGAAUACCUGAUUGAGUGUAAAUUGGACCCAGGAGAGCCCCAUCCACGGGAGCCAGGAUCCACUCCACUCCUGCAGUCCACAGUUGACAUACCACCCAAAGGGGACACCCGGGACCCGCGUGGGAUCAACCAGCACCUUAAGCUGGAAUUUUCCGACAUCCUUGCUGAACCAUCGUCGUUCCGCAGCUUCGACCGUGUCUGGACCUGGAGCGACAUUGUCUUUGAGAGCUCACGCCUCUGGUGCUAUCGGAUCAUCUCGCUGUUGUGUGCUGUGCCUGUCUCCCUGUUCUCGGGCUUUCUAUUUGCCUGCCUCGGUUGCCUGCAUAUUUGGUGUGUGAUGCCCUGCAUCCAACUGUGCACGAUGGCGAUGCCACCUGUCCGCACCCUCUGGGCCAGCAUCCUCGAUGUUGUGAUAGCCCCCCUGUUUGGCAGUCUGGGGCGCUGCUGCAGUGGCAUCUACCUCACUGUCACCCAGAAGUAACAUGCAGUAGCGAAACCGACACCACAAAGACGCUUUUCCCAGCCUCCUGAGGGAUCCAGCAUUGAUGCUCAGCUCCAUGCAAGAGGAUUUACCCAUGCGGACUGUGAACCUGGGGCUGGGAAAGUGAAAUUGGGGCAGGGAGGAAGACAGAGAGAAAGAAAAAGUAGAUAUUUGAGAAGGUGCAUUGCUUCAGAAGAAUAAGAGGCAACUCCAGGUUCGGGAGACAGAACUCCGGCGUGCGGAUCCUGAAUUUCCUGCCCAUGUGGGAGCCGGGAAGCCGGGAGGUCUGGUUCCUAAUCCAAAUUGCUUAAGGCUUGAAUUAGUUCUUCCACAAGUUAAUAUCUCAGACUCUCUAGCACCUUCCUGAAUCCACAUGAAAAUAACCGGGGUGGGUGGGAUUAUCUCUCCGAAGUGGUAGUUUGUGGAUGGGGGAACAGCACAGAGGGAGAGAGCAAACAGAAGACCUCCACACCCAGUGCUGGGCUUUGGGUGAACACACAUCUCCACUUCACCGUCGCCAACCCUCCUUCCCUUUAGCAGCAUUUCAGUUGUACGUAUCCUCUGCCUUUUAAUAAAAACAAUGACAAGUUUA